This is a messenger RNA of Artibeus jamaicensis (Jamaican fruit-eating bat), 3433 nucleotides long. RefSeq names its product DEAH-box helicase 32 (putative) (gene DHX32). Bases 1011 to 3251 code for a protein of 746 amino acids. Lineage: Eukaryota; Metazoa; Chordata; Mammalia; Chiroptera; Phyllostomidae. Gene Ontology annotation, molecular function: RNA binding. Gene Ontology annotation, cellular component: spliceosomal complex; intracellular anatomical structure. The record is from RefSeq and is a predicted model, not a curated record. The transcript is spliced from 14 exons.
GCCGCGAGGAACGCUGACCCGCGCGAGGGCCCGCACGUCGCCGGCCGCGGAGCCGGGGUGGCGGACCCGUCGCCGGCUGAAUCCUGCCCCAGAGUUCUGGUCUGGGGGUCGCGCCCUUUCUGGCGGCCCUCGUGUCCCCGGCGCGGCGUGCGUCCCGGCCUUGGGCGCGGGCACCUGCGGGCCCCCCGUCGCUGUACCGAGGCGUCCGUCGGGGCAGGGAGUCUGUGAGCUCGGCCUGCCCGGCGGGGAAGGGCGGCGGAGCCUGGGCCUCCGGCCCUGGACUCGGAACCGCCGCUGCAGUCGUCCCGGCGCUCGGUGGAGUUGCGGAAGCAGCCCACAGGGUUUGUACCCAAACUCCACAGGACUGUUAAAUGUAGCAUCAUCCCACACCAGGGUCUUUCAUAAGACUGGUUUGUAAAACACGGGUGCAGGUUUCGUCUGGAGGAAGCCGGGGGAUGGUAAAAAAAAUGCAAACCAUCAGGCGUGUCUCAGGUGAAGGAAAAAACGAACUGCAAGGAGAAGAAAUCGAAUGAGAGAAAGUGCUUGGGGGGUGGUGGACGCUUGAUUGACUCACAGGCCGCCCUGGAGAUUAUGGCCCAUGGUCAGUUCCUGCUGGCACUCUAGACUGUCCCUACGGGAAAUGAGAAGAAGAGCCCUCCCCGGGUCAUUUUCACCUGGUUAAUGUGAGGGGCUUACUUCCGGCAGCAUGACUGGAUGUUAAAACGAGCUGGUUAUCCGAAGAGGGGAAGGCACCGCCGUCAGCUCUGCCCUUCCAGUGUGGUCUCAACGGCCUUGGACAGUGAGCCGCCCUGGGGACCGGCGGACUAGAGAUCCAGCUGGGGGACCUUGGCUGCCACCCAAGCCUUGCACUGCCGGCCUCAGGGUCGGCCAGCGGAGCUGGCAUCAGUGACCGAAGUGCCAGGGCAGAGGACGACUGUCAGGGACGUGGGGCUGUGCCAUGCCCGCCACCUGAGCAGGGAUGCCCACCGCCUGAGCUCCCCAUAGGCGAGAUGGAGGAGGAAGCGCUGCCCUUCCCAGACUCUGCCUCUGAGAAGCACUCUUGUCCCGGGUCCCUUGGGUCCAGCGACGAUGGGGACUCAGAGGGGCUUCUGGCCUGUGAGGAUCUGGAGCUGAACCCUUUCGAUGGGCUGCCGUACUCAUCGAGUUAUUAUAAACUUCUGAAGGAGAGAGAAGCUCUGCCCAUCUGGACAGAGAAGUACGCCUUCAUGGAGAACCUGCUUCAAAGCCAAGUCGUGAUCGUCUCCGGGGGCGCGAGGUGUGGCAAGAGCUCGCAGGUUCCUCAGUGGUGUGCCGAGUACUGCCUCUCCGUCCACUACCAGCACGGGGGCGUGGUGUGCACCCAGGUGCACCAGCAGACCGCGGUCCAGCUGGCCCUGCGCGUGGCGGACGAGAUGGACGUGAACAUCGGCCAUGAAGUUGGCUACGUGAUCCCUUUUGAGAACUGCUGCUCCAGCGAGACCAUCCUGCGGUAUUGUACUGAUGACAUGUUGCAGAGAGAAAUGAUGUCCAAUCCCUUUCUGAGCAGCUAUGGGGUCGUCAUCCUAGACGACGUACAUGAAAGAAGCAUUGCGACCGACGUGUUGCUCGGACUGCUUAAAGACGUGUUGCUGGCGAGACCGGAGCUGAAGCUCGUAAUUAACGCCUCGCCACCCCUGAUCAGCAGGCUGAGUUCUUACUACGGACACGCGCCCGUCGUGGAAGUGGCCAGUGGGCACCCGGUGGAGGUCGUGUACCACAGCGGGGCUCAGAGGGAGGCUCUGGAGUCUGUUUUACGCCUUAUCUUUGAAAUCCACCGGUCUGGUGAGAAGGGUGACAUUGUGGUCUUUCUGGCCUGUGAACAAGAUAUCGAGAAAGCCUAUGAAAUUGUCUGUCAAGAAGGGUCUAACUUAAACCCAGAUCUUGGCGAGCUGCUGGUGGUUCCCCUGUAUCCGAGAGAGAAAUGCGCACUGUUCAAGCCACACGAUGAAACAGAAGCAAGGGGCCAAGUUCGCCAGAGGAGGGUGGUGCUCACCGCCAGCCCCGGAGAGUCUCUGAUCUGCGGUGGCACCGUGCAGUUCGUGAUCGACGUGGGCGUGGAGAGCAGGAAGGUGUACAACCCUCGAAUCAGGGCGAGCUCCCGGGUCACGCAGCCCAUCAGCCAGAGCCAGGCGGAGACCCGCAAGCAGAUUCUCAGCAUGUCGUCUUCAGGAAAACUGUUCUGCCUGUACUCUGAAGAGUUUGCCUCCAAAGACAUGCAGCCGCUGAAGCCGGCAGAAGUGCAGGAAGCCAACCUGACCCGCAUGGUGCUGUUCAUGAAGAGGAUCGACAUUGCAGGCCUGGGCCACUGCGACCUCAUGAACAGACCAGCCCCGGAAAGUUUGAUGCAGGCUUUGGAGGACUUAGAUUACCUGGCAGCGCUAGACAACGACGGAAACCUGUCCGAAUUUGGAAUCAUCAUGUCGGAGUUUCCUCUCGAUCCCCAACUCUCCAAGUCCAUCUUAGCGUCCUGCGAGUUCGACUGUGUGGACGAGAUGCUCACCAUCGCCGCCAUGGUCACAGCUCCCAGUUGCUUUUUGCACCUGCCACGUGGAGCGGAGGAGGCUGCCCUGAGUUGCUGGAAGACAUUUUUACAUCCCGAAGGUGAUCACUUCACCCUCAUCAACAUUUACAAGGCCUACCAAGACACAACUCUGAAUUCCACCAGCGAGCGCUGUGUGGAGCAGUGGUGCCAGGACCGCUUCCUCAGCUGCGCCGCCCUCAGGAUGGCGGACGUCAUCCGGGCCGAGCUCCUGGAAAUCAUCAGGCGGAUCGAGCUUCCCUACGCGGACCCCGCCUUUGGCUCCAAGGAAAACACCCUGAACCUGAAGAGGGCGCUCCUGUCCGGUUACUUCAUGCAGAUCGCCCGGGAUGUCGACGGGGCAGGGAACUACCUGAUGCUGACGCACAGGCACGUGGCCCAGCUGCACCCCCUGUCCGGGUACUCCGUCUCCCGCAGGCUGCCGGAGUGGGUGCUGUUCCACAAGUUCAGCAUCUCGGACAACAACUACAUCAGGAUCGCCUCUGAAACCUCUCCUGAGCUGUUCAUGCAGCUGGCACCGCAGUACUACUUCAGCAACCUGCCUCCCAGCGAGAGCAAGGACAUCCUACAGCGAGUGACGGGUCACCCGCCACCUGUGUCCACCACGAAACAGGGGCAGCACACGUGUGAGAAGUCCCCCGAGACUCCCGAACAAAGGUGUGCCGUGCAGUGACGCUCAGACUGUCCCGUGUGACACGCCGCCAGCCCAGGUCUGCGUGCCGGGUGGUCCACGACACAACAGGAGGACGGAGGGAGGACGUCAGGGCGUCACACCCCACACAGCAGGCGCCUGAAAAACCAACACUGUGUAUUACUUUGAAAUAAAAAACAGAAGUUUUUAUUGAGUUCCUCAGA